CGUUAUAAAGAACACAAGAUGGUUAAAAUUUCUGGAUAUCUCCACUAUGGCAUCCCUCAUAAUUAUAUGUUAAUUUUUUGACAUAACAGCACAUAUACUACCACUGCUACUACUAAUAUAUACUACUACUACUACCACCACCUCACUGCACUUGCGUUUGUCUUCUCGUCGUUCCUACAAUGUGUCUUUGCCAACCCUGGUAACGCUUAGCUUGUUUUUGGUGUGUCGUCUCUGACCGCAGUUUCAGCAGAGUGGUGUCGUAUAUCGCGGUUACGAUACAUGAUCCAUUCUAGCCUCUCCAAAUGUACGCCCACAUACUGAUCCAUCCCACAGAAAUGGGUAAUACACAACAGAGAAUGCCGAAACGACACAACAUCGAUGGCGUACGUGCACGAGUAGGCUGAACCGCAUGACCUUGCUUGCACAUGAUAAUCUUUGUGCAUGUGCAUCAUGUGAUCCUCCAUUCCCGAUACCGAAGAGAGCAAGGAAAGAAUUAGGCUCACAAUGGCUACAUGGGGCGAAAGGCAAGGGAUUCAAGCUUGCUUCUUCGCAUCAUGGUUUUGUGGCUCGUAGCAAGCCUAUUUGAAAAAUCACCGUGGUGGAACGCUUUUCACUGGGUACGCAAAAACUUCUAGGGUCUAACUACAACUUCUUAUGUCACCUAGAGAGGGGUGCUUAAAAUAGUAAAUUACAAAAAACAAAAGCCGCGUGCACACCACAUUUUUACCUGAAGAAGCUGCAGCAGAUGGGUUAGUAAGGGCUUGAGACAAACCUUACAGCCAUGUUCUGUAUUUUUUAAUGUUUGCCACUUAAAGACAUAUGCCAAGGUAUCUCAUACGGCAUACGCGUAUUGAGGCUAAGGCUGAAUGUAUGCUAAAUACACCAUUGAUAGUAAACAUGCCGGCGCCUGUGUCAGGCUUCGCUGUAUAAGAUAUAACGAUUUUGCGGCCUUCCCCACCAUUGAAUCAGCAUGAGCAUUCCAUGAUGGCCCUCCAUGGUUUUUCAUUCGUUCUCCACCUGCCCGCGGCUGAACUGAAGAGCCUGCUGUUCCUUUCCCACCACAACACCCAGGUUUCCUGGUGAUUCUUCAGUUCCUUCUAGACAAUCAACACCUGUCUGUAAAAGACAGUCCCCGCGUCCUCUGCCACAGACACCACUGUUCUUGUUAUCCCAUCUUUCUUCUUUCUCCUCAUUCUCUGCAGAUGCUGAGACGUGCUUCUACUUAGGAAUGCAAAAAUAGCGUCUUUUGCACUCCUCAUGAUCCUCCUCCAAUUGCUCGCAGCAUGUCAGUUCUGUGGUUUAAGGUGGCCAGAGAGUGCCAUUUCACUGCGGUUGGCGGCAGUUUUACGCAAGUUGCUGGAACUAGAGGACUUCGUUGAAUCUCAUAAUGUUUGGAAAUAUCUAUGUUGUCUUUUUUGCAUAAAUAAUGAUUUAAAACCACGCUUCGGAAUAAAACUUGGGCUUCAAUAGUGCUCAUAUAGGCACCAAUUUUGAAAAUAAGCAUUUAUAGGCACUUAUAGGUAUUUAGGCCCCAACACUUAAAAUAGGCUUUUAUAGGUGCUAUAAAAAUACUAUAAAAGCCCUUUUUAACCUCUAAUUCAUGCUCUUAUAUCAAAAUGGCUCGAUAGGAACGCAAGGAACAAGAUAGGCAUUUGUCUAUAAUCUGGUCUCUACUCGUAACGUAAGUAAAUCGGACAAGUUGGUUGUUCAGACCAAUGCUCAUUGUUCAUGUGUUGUUCUUGCACUGUUUUUAUCAUCGAGAGAAAGCACAGCGAGAUGUUUCAAGCAAAAUAUGAUGCAUGAGGCACAAUAUUUGCAGAGAAUGUAUUGGCUCUCAUAUAUAUUAUAUAUGGUAUGUCAUUUAUUCACUAACAAAAGAAAAAAAGCCUCCAAUAUUUUGUUUGUUCAUAUAUAUAGAUAGAUACAUACAUACUAUAAGGUAGACGAUGCAUAUAACAAAAACUUUAUUUCUUUGUUCUAUCUGAGGUCAGGCCUUCAUUAAGAAGACUGCUGUUUUCUCAGGGAAAUGUUUUUUUGCCCGAUGAACGCCAGUCUCUGGCUAAAAAGGUUGAAAAAGUUCUCUACCGUGUAGUAUUUCUUCUACUGGAUCAUAUAAUCAUAUGUAUAUUAUAGCUGUAACGCUGUACUUCACCUUUGCAGCAUGCCAGGAUUCUAGUGUUGUGUUGUGCUUUUAAUUCUGCUUCUGUGUACAACCGAGAUAUGUUCUAGCCCUUUGCAAUGGCUUAUGCUAUUGUUAAAUGAUCUUGCGUGUUUCAAUUGGUUUCUUCUUUCAGUUGCACAAAACCAGAUCUGUUUUUUCACAGAUUUAUGAUAUUGGCAAUGUGUUCUUUGGGGUGAACCUUUCAGUGAGCACAACGAGCUUUGUGUGGCCAACUACGUGUACUACCUCUAACGAGGGAGGUCAUUCUUGUAUUUUUCUGUUAAUGGUGCAAAUAUUCUGCCUUUGUGCCAUUUUUAGUAGGCUUCUUAAAUUUAGUGCAGAAGUUGCUGCUGCCAGCCCCCACUGUCCAGAGCCACAUUACUUAUUGCUCUUCACUUUUUGUCAAAGAACACAAUUUUGCACAUUAUAUUCAGGAGUUUCCCUUAAACAUAAUUUAACAGGUCAGCCUCCAAGGAAAUAUGAAGACAUUGGGGCGCCAGUUGAAAGACAUGGAAUGGGCACGACCUUGCUGAAUAUGACAUUCCUUAGGAGCAUGUCAUCUUGGGAGUCGUUUACCUCUCCAGCAACUUCGGAUGCUGCGAAGCCAGAGCACACUCGCCGCUACUGCUGUAACUUCUGUGACUACAAGGAUGCUUCGCCAUCUGGCCUGCAACAACACAUCAGAGUUCAUACAGGCGAGCGACCAUUUGAGUGCCAUUUGUGCCCGCAGAGAUUCAACCGAAACUAUGCUUUGCGUGUUCACCUGCGCACUCACACUGGCGAACGGCCCUGUAAAUGCCAUCUCUGCCCUCGAAGGUUCGCACGAAGAUCCACAUUGAUUAACCAUCUUCUCAGCCACACGGGCGAACGGCCUCAUCAGUGCACUAUUUGUCAACAGGCGUUUGCACGCAGUAGUACGCUCGCAAAGCACAUGCGUCUCAUGCAUAAAUGCCAGUGACCUUUUAAAAUCUGUUUCCACUGUACUAGCUAGCUUGUGCGUAUGUGAAUGCAUGUUUCAAUUAUCGUUCCAGAGCACUGUGCUAACGCAGAGUUAUGUAGAAGAACAUAGAAGCUGUGAACCAACUAAUAAGACCAUAACUUUGCUAGUACAGUCUAGCACAUGCAGUUUGCAAUGAAUUAAAAAUAAAGUCCCAUUAGAGAAAGUGUAAAAGCCAAACUAAAUUAAAAAUCAUGCACUUUUCCCUGAAAGGUGAGGCACUGAAAUCAUAUAGAGAAACUUUUGUAUUGCACAAAAGCUCAAACUUUUAGUUCAAUGAUAGCGAGCACAAGCUUUUACGAUUCUGCCAAUGCUAGUAACAUGCAGUGCAUCCGCACGGCAUGUUACUCAUAUUUAAUGUACAGUGCGUCCCCAUGCGAAUUGUGCAAAAAAAAAAAAAACUUAUGAGGUUGCUUAAGCUUCACAAUCAAGAAUCGAAUGCAUAAAUUAGCCCCAUGCUCACUGCCUUCCUUAUUGCUAGCCUUACUUCAAUUCCUGGUGCAUACAUUAACCAUACUCUAAGGGAGCAAAUGACUCUACAUGUUACACUUUUUCUCGCAAUACUAAAUCAUUGGAACGAGCUAUCUGCUGCCGACACCGUCUCUUCUCUAAAUCAUGAAGGCUUAUAAAUUUAAAAGUUUUUGAAUGCUAAUAAUGUUCUUGUUUUGUUAUCAGUAUUUCCUUUGUGUCCUGUAUUUCAACCAACGUGAAUUAUCUUUUCUUAUUGUAUUCUUUUCUUGUUCUUUCAAGACUUUUUUUCAAGCUGUUUUUCUAUUCUUUUAAUAGUACUUUCAUCUGCAUUGCAUUAGUGCCCUGUUAAGUAAUGGUAUAUCUACAGAAGUAUGAGUGCGUGUAUAACAGUAUGUGUAGAUCUGUAUCUAUUUGUAUCAAUCGUUUCAUAUGUUGUUUAAUUUGUAUGCUGUAAUUUUGACAGCUUUGUUGUAUUCUGUCUCUCCUAUGUAAUGCAUACCCAUGCUCUUAGUGUACUUGAAUAAAAACACAUUGACCUCUUUAA
Rhipicephalus microplus (southern cattle tick) is the source of this 4173-nucleotide messenger RNA. RefSeq lists its product as uncharacterized. The record is from RefSeq and is a predicted model, not a curated record. NCBI's taxonomy places the organism in Eukaryota, Metazoa, Arthropoda, Arachnida, Ixodida, Ixodidae.